AAUCUACCUGCGCCUGUAAUACGUUAGUAUGGGUAGAAUCCAGUAAGUAAUCUUGUGUGUUUGAUUCAAUACUUUAAGGCUACCCGCACUUUCAAGACGCUGUAAUGUGUAGACUCCGGAUCAACGAACAGGAUACAAUGGUUAUUUACUAUCACCACACUAAUGCGGAAGCGACCGAAAAAAUCCUAGAGUCCCAAGUACUGAAACAAUCCUCAGAUAUAUUUGGGACGGGGGUGUUCCUGUCCAAAAUGGGCCCCGGUACAUCAUUUGAAAAGCUCUUUGUGAAUAACUACGAAGACAACUACUUAUCAAGUUCUCGGAUGAAGAGUUUUAUUCGUGUAAAAGGAAAGGACGCGGACGUAUGUUUUGAACUGCAUCUUCCGGACGAUGUGUGUGAAAAUUUCGUUGAGAAAUAUGAUUAUGAAUACGAAGCCGAAAAUGAAGAAAAGAAGAAAGAGAAACGCCGCUUAGGCGUAACAGAUGUGUACAUGUUCAAGGGCGGUAUUGACUUAUCAGGCAUAGAUUUCAUCAUAUAUUGGAGGAAUAAAACUCAAUAAGAAAGUGACCAAUCAAGUAUACAUCUGACACAACAUUCGACACAACAUAAUACACACAAUGAUAACAGCCGGGUGCCACCGCCUUAAUAAAAAGAAUAAAUACACUUCAGAACUAUUGUCAUUAUAUUAAACGUGUUACUUUACGCAAGUUAAAUGUGAAACAAAAUAAACGCAUAGCAUGAUUAUAAUGAUGUUGUCUGAAAAAGGAGAAUAAGAUUGAUUACAUAUGCAA
Dreissena polymorpha is the source of this 789-nucleotide messenger RNA. RefSeq lists its product as uncharacterized. The record is from RefSeq and is a predicted model, not a curated record. NCBI's taxonomy places the organism in Eukaryota, Metazoa, Mollusca, Bivalvia, Myida, Dreissenidae. Bases 105 to 557 code for a protein of 150 amino acids. The transcript is spliced from 4 exons.